Panicum hallii is the source of this 4229-nucleotide messenger RNA. RefSeq names its product leucine-rich repeat receptor protein kinase MSP1-like. The annotation marks the transcript as partial. Gene Ontology annotation, cellular component: plasma membrane. Lineage: Eukaryota; Viridiplantae; Streptophyta; Magnoliopsida; Poales; Poaceae. The transcript is spliced from 3 exons. Gene Ontology annotation, biological process: protein phosphorylation. Gene Ontology annotation, molecular function: protein binding; ATP binding; protein kinase activity. The record is from RefSeq and is a predicted model, not a curated record.
CGUUUGGGGUGGAGGUUGCGCGGAGGCGCGGGCUUUGGCCUGCUCCGUCGGUGCGGCGCCGCGGGCGGGCCGGUGCUGGGGCGCCGGGAUAGCAUCAGCUUGUUCAUCCUAUUUGUCUGCUUCAUCGCAACCUCUGCUUUCCCUGAAUCUGAUAUAAACAAUCUAUAUGCUCUGAGGCACACAGUCGCUGAAUCAAAAGGCUUCCUUCAGGAUUGGUUUAAUUCAGAAACUCAUCCAUGCAACUGGAAAGGUAUAACUUGUGAACGACGACACACUGUUGUGGCCAUAGAACUGUCAUCUGUGCCACUCCGUGUCCCUUUUCCGUUAUGCAUCAUGGCAUUCCGGUCACUUGGUCGCCUCCAACUAAGUACAUGUGAUUUAUCUGGUAUGAUUCCAGAAGCCUUGGGAGAUUUGCAAAAUCUUCAGUACCUGGACUUGAGCAAUAACGAGCUUACUGGGCCCAUGCCUUUCUCGUUAUAUGAUUUGAAGAUGCUGAAGGAAAUAGUGCUAGACAGAAACACAUUGUCUGGACAGUUGAGCCCUGCCAUCGCUCAGCUUCAGAAGCUCACUAAGUUAUUGAUAUCCGAGAACAACAUCUCUGGAGAACUUCCUCCUGAGCUGGGCAGUCUGAAGAACUUAGAGGUCCUGGGCUUUCACCAGAACAGAUUCAAUGGAUCGAUACCAGAAUCUUUUGGCAACCUGACUCAGCUCUUCUACCUUGAUGCAAGAAAGAAUAAGCUCACUGGAUCAAUAUUUCCUGGAAUAAGUGCAUUGCAGAACAUGCAGACACUUGAUUUGUCUUCAAAUAGUUUGGUGGGGCCAAUACCUAAUGAGAUUACUCAUCUGAAAAUGCUUGAGCAUUUAUCUUUGGGGUUCAACAAUUUCACUGGAGGGAUUCCAAAAGAGAUUGGUAACAUGAAGCACCUAAAGGAACUCUCUCUGUGUGAAUGCAACUUAUCAGGCACCAUCCCUUGGUCACUUGGUAGUCUUAGAAGCUUAACGGAACUUGAUAUAUCAGGCAAUUACUUUGAUUCGGAACUCCCAGCGUCUGUUGGUGAUCUGGGGAAUCUAACCAUCCUGAUUGCAAGGAAUGCAAAGCUCAUAGGGAGCAUACCCAAAGAACUUGGUAACUGCAAGAAGCUUACUCUUCUACGUCUGUCGUUUAAUGGCUUUACUGGCUGUAUUCCUGAAGAGCUUGCAGGCUUAGAAGGUAUUGCCCAUUUUGAAGCAGAAGAUAACAGACUGUCUGGUCCUAUUAGUGAUUGGCUUCAAAAAUGGGGAAAUGUUGUUUCUGUAAACCUGGCAAACAACAAGUUCAGUGGUUCUAUACGUCCCACCAUUUGUCAAGCCAAGUUACUGCGGUCACUCGACCUGCAUUGUAACGAUCUCACGGGGAGUAUCAAGGAGGCAUUCAAGGGAUGCAAGAACCUGGUUCAACUGGAUUUGCAAGGUAACAAUUUCAAUGGUGGGAUACCCGAAUACCUGGCUGAGCUACCGCUCAAAAUAUUGGAGUUGUCUUACAACAGAUUUACAGGAGUGUUGCCUGGAAAGUUGUUUGAGUCAUCAACCAUUUUGGAAAUGAACCUGAAUAAUAAUAUGCUUACUGGCUAUAUCCCUGACAGCAUUGGUAAACUCCACAGCUUGCAGAGGUUGAAAAUGAGCAGUAACUGCCUGGAAGGACCUAUCCCACAGGCAGUCGGUGCACUAGGGAAUUUGACAGAAAUAUCUCUUGAUGGGAAUAGACUAUCUGGGAGCAUCCCGCAAGAGCUCUUCAACUGCAGAAACCUAGUCAUGCUAAACCUGAGCUCUAAUAAUCUGACCGGACCCAUCCCGAGAUCCAUAUCACAAUUGACUUCGCUCACUGGCUUGGUUUUGUCUCACAACCAGCUCUCUGGCUCUAUUCCUGCUGAGAUAUGUGGGGGAUUCACGAACCCAACUCAUCCUGACUCAGAGUAUGUUCAACAUCAUGGCUUACUUGAUCUGUCAUAUAACUGGUUGACUGGUCGUAUCCCACCAGCGAUCAAGAAUUGUGUUAUUCUGGAGGAGCUACACCUGCAAGGUAACUUGCUGAAUGGAUCUAUUCCUGCAGAGUUUGGUGAGCUGAAGAAUAUUAGAAUUGUUGAUCUUUCUUUUAAUGCAUUAGCUGGACCGAUGUUUCCUUGGUCUGCGCCAUUGCUCACCUUGCAAGGCCUUUUUCUGUCUAAUAACCAUCUAAAUGGCAUUAUUCCUGCUGAGAUAGGCCACAUUCUUCCCAACAUUGCAGUUCUAAACUUGUCCAGUAAUGCAUUUAUGGCUACUCUACCCCAAUCUUUACUAUGCAGCAAGACCCUGAACCGUCUUGAUGUCAGUAACAAUAAUCUAUCUGGUAAAAUCCCGUUGUCUUGUACUAGCUAUGAAAAAUCAUCGAGCGAACUGGUCUUUUUCAAUGCAAGCAGUAACCAUUUCUCAGGGAGCCUAGAUGAGUCUAUCUCAAAGUUCAGACAAUUGUCUUAUCUUGAUAUCCAUAACAAUAGCCUCACCGGAAGCUUGCCAUCAGCAUUGUUCAAUCUUAGUCUUUUGUGCUAUCUUGAUGUCUCAAAGAAUGAUUUCAAUGGUGCCAUCCCUUGUGGUAUGUGCAAUGUACCAAACAUCUCCAUUGUCAAUUUCUCUGGCAACAAUGAGGGCAUGCAUUGCUUAUCGGAUUGUGCUGAAUCAAGCAUUUGUGCAGCUGAUAGUGUCAACUGUAAGGGGGCCCAUACCCCUCGUGUAAUUCUAAGAGUAGUGGCCAUUUGUGUCACUGCCACCAUUGUCGCUGUGGUUCUUCUGGUGCUUUUUCUGAGAUGGAAGCUGUUGAGAAACAGGACGUUGCCCCUUGUACCAGUCACUGCCAGUCAAUCCAGGGUUACAAUUGAGUCAAGCUUAAGGGAACCUCUGAGCAUCAAUCUUGCUACAUUUGAGCAUGCACUGCUGAGGUUUACCAUAGAUGAUAUCCUGAAAGCUACCGAUAAUUUCAACGCGGUGCACAUCAUAGGUCAUGGAGGCUUUGGAACUGUCUAUGGGGUAGCGCUCCCUGAAGGCCGGAGAGUCGCGAUAAAGAGGCUUCAUGGUAGCCACCAGUUCCUUGGUGACCGUCAAUUCCUUGCUGAGAUGGAGACCAUUGGAAAGGUGAAGCAUCAUAACCUUGUUCCCCUACUUGGCUACUGUGCUUGUGGUGAUGACCGUUUCCUAAUCUAUGAACACAUGCAUCAUGGGAGCCUUGAGAUGUGGCUGAGGGACCGAGGAAAUACUACUCCUAAAGCAAUUGGAUGGCCUGACCGUCUCAGGAUCUGCCUCGGUUCUGCCCACGGGCUCAUGUUCCUCCACCAUGGCUUUGUGCCCAAUAUCAUCCAUCGGGACAUGAAGUCGAGCAACAUUCUAUUGGAUGAGCACAUGGAACCGAGGAUCUCUGACUUUGGCCUUGCAAGAAUAAUCAGUGCGUAUGAUACUCAUGUUAGCACCAACGUUGCUGGCACGCUUGGUUACAUUCCCCCAGAAUAUGCACUGACAAUGAAAUGCACUGCCAAGGGGGAUGUCUACAGCUUUGGCGUUGUCAUGCUGGAGGUGCUCACCGGGCGGCCACCUACGGGACAAGAGGUGGAAGAAGGGGGUGGGAACCUUAUUGACUGGGUGCGGUGGAUGAUUGCCCAGGGUCGGGAAGGUGAGCUGUUUGAUCCUUCCUUACCAGUUUCAGGUCUGUGGCGGGAACAGAUGGUGCGUGUGCUUGCUGUUGCUCUGGAAUGCACUGCUGAUGAGGCAUGGAAGAGGCCGACCAUGCCAGAUGUAGUGAAGGGCCUCAAGAUGGCUCAGCUGAUGAAACCUGAACCUCACGACCUCCAGGUCCAGGGACGUGUGGUCCAGACAUGAUCUUGCCACGCACUGCUGCCUACUGCCUGUACUUCCUGGAGAUCAACCUACCAAAGGAGAUGAGCUUGGAACAUACAACCACACCCUACAACUCUUCUUCUGCUUCACAGCAUCAUCUGAAGUGGACAGUUCGUCAGUCUGUCAGGCAAAUGGGCAUGCAUGUGUUAGGGCAACGAGAAUAAGGCAGCAGACAGGAACAAAACUUUGGGCUAGAUUGGUGCACCAGCCAUGUAAUGUGUAUGCUGUUGUACUCCUGGUCCCCGUGCUUGACCAUUUAACGAUGAACGUCAACUUGUCGUCGGGUAAUAAAUUUUAUUUUGAACUUUUGACAUCCUGAUCGCGGUAUU